AUGGCAGAGGAGAUGCGCGUUUUUGGCUGGGAUGAACCAUUUGGGAAGGAAACCAAAGGGAGGAAGGGCCACUCCGAGCUGGAAGCCACCCUGAGGGCUUGGAGAAACUCAGGUGACUACAAAUCCCAGAUACCUCAGCUCUGGGUGGCUGCCGCACUCCACCCCACUGCGCCCUCCGCCAGCUGGGCGAGUGCCAGAGAGCCUCGGUCUUUAGGCGAGGCGGCGGCGGCAGCAGCAGGUGGCUGCGCGGUUCCGCGAGGGAGGCUGUCCUGGGCGCCUCCUGUGCCUCUCUUCUCGGCGCUGCCUCACCUGGCGGAGGUGGGCAUGGCCGCUCCCGCGCUAAGCCAGGAAGCCGUGCUGGGCUUCUUGCGGGAGAACGGCGGGAAGGUGCGCAAUUCAGAGCUCCUGAGCCGCUUCAAGCCGCUGCUGGAACCGCCCGGCGGGGAGCCCGAAGAACGAGCCGCCCUCCGCGACAGUUUCAAGUACUUCGUCAACAGCGUGGCCGUUGUGAAGGAGCAGGACGGAGCCAAGUUCGUGGUGCUCAGAAAGAAGCUCUUGCGCGCCCUGGACGGGGAGGAGCCGGACCCGGCGCCCACCGAGGGGUGCGCAGGAGACGCCCAGGAGGAGGAGGAGGGGGAAGGUGCAGGCGUCGAUGCAGGGGUCCCUCUUUCCCCUGAACAGGGAGCACCUGAGGAGAACCAAGGAAUGCCCGUGUCGGAGCUGAAGAGCCUUUUUCAAAAGGGGGACAUGGAAGGUCCCAAAGUCCCCAGUGGCAAAGACAUGUGGGCCCCCAGAGCUCCACUGCAGAAACCCUGCAUGUUGCCAGUGCGCUGUGUGCUGCCGCCCAGGGCUCCCAAAGGGACCGAUGAGCUGCCCUCGGAGCAAGAAGAGCCUGAAGCCAAAGAUUGGCUUCAGGUGGGACGCAUUGCUAGCAUGCCACCUCGGUCGCCUUACACAAAGAGGCGGCAGCUUGAUGACACGGGCUCCACAUCCCCUUAUCUGAGAAGGGUGCAAAAGUCGCAAAAGGUGGGCGAGGAAGCUGUCUGUGAGGCCACUGUCCCAUUGGAAGCUGCUGAACAUGAGUGGUUGGUGAAAGCUACAGAUGGCCAGUGGUCCCAGCGGCUUCAUGGCCUCUUACUGCGUGACAAGAACCUGGCAGGAAAAAGGGAUUUUAUGUCUGGGUUCACUGUUCUGCACUGGGCAGCUAAAAGUGGGAACUGUGACAUGGUGAAUAAAGUCAUAGAGGUGGCAGAGAAAGGUAGUGGUCACGUCAAUGUGAAUACCAAAUCCUACGGAGGUUACACCCCUCUCCACAUUGCUGCAAUACACGGGCAAGAGGAAAUCAUUGCCCUGUUGGUCAAAGAUUACAAUGCCAAGGUUAACUUGAGAGAUUACAGUGGGAAAAAACCAUACCAAUACUUAAAAGAAGGCUCUUCAUUUGCAGUUAGGCAUCUCCUGCGUGACCCUGAUCUGCACACUAUCACUGGCCACAAUGCCUCUAUCAAGAAGAAUGCAAAGGUGGCUGCUUCAAUUUUGAGUUCCACCAGCACCUUCCUUGGUGUUUUGUCAGAUGACACUGCUUUCUAUGAGCUGACCAAAGGCUUAAAGAAACCUGCUUCACUUAAUAAGUUCCUUAAUGCAGCUACAGCCCCAAGGAGGAAGCUGAAGUCCAGAGGGACUUUCUCAUCACAUUCUUCCUUAUCCGAAUCACUGGAGGAGGACCAAGAGGAAGCCACAUCGAAACGUAGACCUGUUUCAGAGUUGUUUUUUAGUCAUUAGUGUUCGCCUCAUUGAACUCAAGUAAUAUGAAUGUCAGAGUGGACACAUGCUGAUUAUUCUUUCACAGAAGCAAGCACUUUGUUUUUGGAUUUUGAAUGUGUUUCUCUUUAGCAGGUUGACUCAAAAGAUGAAAUCAGAUUAUCUGUAGGAUUGUCUAAACAUUUUAAUUGAUAUGACCUUUACCUCACUUAAGAUAGUCUUUUCACUGAGAAUAAAAUUGAAGGGGCGGGGGGGGGGGGGAGGAAUUAUCCUUAAUAAAUUGAUGGAAAGCUUCACCAGAUUUUUAAUGGCCGAAAUGUACUUUGGAAUCUUGAAAAAUGUUUGGUUUAAGCUCUGAUAACUAAUUUGGAUGCACUUUACAUUAGCAUCAAUUUGGAAAGUAUCUAUAAAGGAUUAGAAUGAAAAUGUUCAUCUUUGUUGGGUACUACUACUUAUAAGGCAAUACAUUUUAUAAACAAAAAUACACUUUGAGUUUACUGACAUAGACUUUUCAGGACCAAAACUACUUGGUUUGAUAAAUUUAUUAUUUAAAUAUUCUGAUUUGGAAAUCUAAGUUCAGAGUUUCCUAGUCAGCUCUGAGAACAGACAAAAGUGUUAAUAGUUUUUCUUAAUAUUGUUCAUUUUCAGAAUGGUUCUUGUGGUGGUCACUUUAAUCUCCAUUGAAUCCUGUCAUUGAAGAAGGAAAAUUUACAAGAUUUGUCUGUUAAAGUAGCUGCUAGAAAUUCAAAAUGACUCUUUAUACUACCACUUCAUUCAUAUUUGAAAAGGAAGAUAGUUCCCAGUGACAGAUUGGAGAGAAGGGUAUUUUAUUAUACAUGCUAAAAAAUUUAAAAAGAAAAACUUAAUAUAAGAUACCAUUUGCACACAGGCUAAUGACAAGUAUUUUAUUACAUGUGAAACACAGAAUGCGCAGUAAAAUGAGAAAACCAGCUUUAACCAACUUAAAAGAAAUCCCCAACAUGUCUACCUCAGUGAAAUAUUUCUAUGGCCAGUUUAGGGGAAAAAAGAAUCAUGCUGGCUGUAA
Eublepharis macularius is the source of this 2803-nucleotide messenger RNA. It is a transcript of the gene SOWAHA, whose product is annotated as sosondowah ankyrin repeat domain family member A. The transcript has a single exon. Lineage: Eukaryota; Metazoa; Chordata; Lepidosauria; Squamata; Eublepharidae. The record is from RefSeq and is a predicted model, not a curated record. Gene Ontology annotation, molecular function: protein binding. The coding region runs from base 1 to 1779 and encodes 592 amino acids.